GAGGAGAAUCCCUCCUGAGGAUCAGCUGGAGGCCCCCGCCGCCCGGGUCCAGGUGAAGCCAUGGAGGUGUUCCGGAGCCGGCUGCUGGGGAUCUCGGUGGCCGUGGCGCACGGCGUGUUCUCCGGGUCGCUCAACAUCCUGCUCAAGUUCCUCAUCAGUAACUACCAGUUCGGCUUCCUGACGCUCAUCCAGUUCCUCACCAGCUUCACGGCCAUGCUGGUGCUGGAGAGCCUGCGGCGGCUCGGGAGGAUCCAGGUGCCGCCGUUCGGCAUGCAGCUGGCCAAGGAGUUUGCGCCAGUCUGCAUCCUGUCCACGCUGCAGUCCACGCUGACGCUGUGGUCGCUGCGCGGCCUCAGUCUGCCCAUGUACGUGGUGUUCAAGCGCUGCCUGCCGCUCUUCACGCUCUGCAUCGGGGUGUGCGUGCUCCGGAACGCGCUGCCGUCUGUGGGCGUGGUGACCGCCGUGCUCAUCACCACAGGGGGCGCUGUUCUGGCAGGAGCCGGAGACCUCACCGGGGAUCCAUUUGGUUACGUCACCGGGGUUCUGGCUGUAAUCAUUCACGCCUCCUACCUGGUUCUGAUCCAGAAAACCAGUCUGGAGAGCGAGUAUGGACCUCUGACUGCACAGUACGCCAUCACCAUCAUGGCGUCGCCGGUGCUGCUCGUCUGCUCCAUCAUCUCCAUGGACGCCGUCAACAUGUGGUCCUACGAGGGCUGGCAGGAGCCCCAGAUCACCGUCAUCUUCAUCCUGUGCAUCUUCAUCGGCUGCGCCAUGAACUUCACCACCCUGCACUGCACCUACAUCAACUCCGCCGUCACCACCAGCUUCGUCGGCGUGGUCAAGAGCAUCGCCACCAUCACAGUUGGCAUGUUGGCCUUCAAGGACGUGGCGCCCACGCGGCUCUUCAUCGGCGGAGUGGUGGUGAACACCAUCGGCUCCAUCACCUACUGCGUGGUCAAAUACUUUGAAACGCAGAAGAAGAGUUUGUACGAGGACCUGGAGAAGGACGCGGCGCAGCCUGGAGACCCCUGCACCGAGAAACCCCCGCUGAACGGGGAAGGGUCCGCCGCCGGUCCCGAGCCGGGGCCGUCGGAGAGCGGAGACGGGAAAGAGGACGAGGUGCCUCAGUUAUCGAACGGAGCGCUGUCGGUGGGGGGGAGCGCCGGAGGAGACGGUGGCCUGAAAUCUGCUGUGAUGACGGAGAAAGAGGCGCUGGAGAUGCAGAGGGAGCACCUCCACCAGGAGAACCCCGCCGCCGGCCGGUCCGCCACCCAGAACCUCGUAGGAGCUUUGAGGUCCAUCAGGAGUCUGCAGCUCACCAAGAAGGAAAAUCUGAUCGAUAACAUAGAGCUUGAGAGUCCAUGAGGGCGGGAUGGAGACCCAAAAGGACUCUUGAGCCGAAACAGAAAGGAACUCAGCGGACAGACCGGACAGACCGGACAGACCGGAGGACGUCUUCCAUUCGCGUCGGCCCGAUUGACAAAUGCUUGAUGGUCUUGUUGGCUUCCCCCCUCUGCUGAACAUUUCACGUCCCAGACCUGCAGAACCAGGAGGCGUACUGACCGUGUCUCCAUGGUAACGAGUACCAAGCAGUUCCAGUUUGAGCCAGCAGGGGGCGGCGCAGAGCACGGCCUGCAUGACGCGGUCCGUUUCCCCGGUCCGGUUAGAACUGGACUGAACCCUGCAGCUCCGGUUUACUUUUCAUUUGCUUCCAUUUCAUCAUCAAAAUCACAAUAAUCAAAAUGAAUAUGUCGGUACCGGGUUCUGUUCCGUGUUCUUCGGGUCAUCCGGGUCACUGCUCAGAGGUUUGUCUGAUUACCUAAAAGAGCCAAAUGAAGUCAUAAAGUUAGAAAACUUAGAAAUUUGUUUCUAUGACGUUUUAUUUCUUUUAUUUUAGGUUUUAUUAAACUGUUUCUUCUUUCUGGUUUGGUUCUGAACUGAUGGUCUCAAAAUGCCAAAAAUGAUUUUUUAAUUUUAUUUGAUCGUUUUCAGUGUUUUAACAGCUGAGAAGGAAAAACUGAGUCACAACGAUUUGAUUUCCACUGUGGCCUUUUUAUUUGCUGUAAGUUUUUAAUAAAGCCUCAGACUCAAUAAGAGAACAACGUUUAAAUUUUUUUUUUUUUUGCUGUUUUAUUAUAAAUAUCAGCUGUUUAUAAGUUGUUUGUUGUGUGUAAUAUUCACUGAGUUCCUAUUAAAUGGCUGCCAGACUGA
Molecule: messenger RNA, 2211 nt
Organism: Gambusia affinis (western mosquitofish)
Lineage: Eukaryota; Metazoa; Chordata; Actinopteri; Cyprinodontiformes; Poeciliidae
Product: solute carrier family 35 member D3
Exons: 4
Coding region: 61-1365 (434 amino acids)
Cellular component (GO): Golgi apparatus
Molecular function (GO): antiporter activity
Source: RefSeq, a predicted model, not a curated record